Molecule: messenger RNA, 1269 nt
Organism: Chrysochloris asiatica (Cape golden mole)
Lineage: Eukaryota; Metazoa; Chordata; Mammalia; Afrosoricida; Chrysochloridae
Product: butyrophilin-like protein 1-like
Exons: 8
Coding region: 1-1269 (422 amino acids)
Biological process (GO): regulation of cytokine production; T cell receptor signaling pathway
Cellular component (GO): external side of plasma membrane
Molecular function (GO): signaling receptor binding
Source: RefSeq, a predicted model, not a curated record
AUGUCUGUAUCCACAGAGAAGUUCCAGGUGAUUGGCCCUGUGGAUCCCAUUGUGGCCGUGCUGGGUGGGGCCAUCACACUGCCCUGCUCCCUGUCCCCUGCCAUGAAUGCGGAGAACAUGGAGCUGCGGUGGUUCCGGUCCAUCUUCUCAGAAGUGGUGUUCAUCUAUCAGAACCAGCAGGAGCAGAAGGAGAAGCAGAUGCCACAGUACAAAGGGCGGACCUCGCUGGUGAGAGACUUCCUCACUCAGGGGGUGGCUGCUGUACUCAUCGACAGGAUUCAGGCUUCUGACGAUGGGCUGUACAUCUGCUUCUUCAAGAAUGGAGAUUUCUAUGGAGAGGCCCCUUUGGAGGUGAAGGUGGCAGGUGUGGGAUCUGACCCUCAAGUGCACAUUGAAGGACCACAGGAAGAUGGAAUCCAUGUGGUGUGCACAGCCUCUGGGUGGUUUCCGAAGCCUCAGGUUCAGUGGAGAGACCCGAGUAGAGAAAAGUUCCUGGCUUUCUCUGAGGUCCAUGCUCAAGAUGCUGAGGGACUGUUUAGUGUGGAGGCCUCGCUGGUGGUGAGAGACAGCUCUGUAAGGAACGUGACCUGCUCCAUCUUUAACCCCAUCCUGGUUCAGGAGAAGGUGAAGGCGAUUUUCAUCCCAGAGCCCUUUUUCCCUCAGGCUUCUUUUCCUUGGAUGCAAGUUUUUGUGGUGAGCCUGACCAUGCUGAUGCUUCUCAGCUUAGGGGCUGGCUAUUUUCUCCAGAAAGAACAUUCAGCAAAGGUGCAGGAGUGGAAGGUUUGGAAGACUCUUCAGCAGGCUAAGGAGGAAGAGGAGAAGGAAUGGAAGUUGGCUAUGAAGGAGGCAGAUGAAUUCCAGAGAGACCUGGUCUCACUAGGGGUGUGUUCCCUUUCAGCCUGGAGAAAGGCCCAGCUGUAUGCAGACUGGCGGAAGGAGCACUUCCAGAUUUGGUCUGUCACUCUGGAUCCAGAUUCUGCCCAUCCCUACCUUGCCCUCUCUCAGGAAAACAUGAGGGUGACCAUGAAGGACAACUGUGAGGACCUGAGUGAUGACAGAUGCAGUGUGUUGGGUGCCAAGGGCAUCAUGUCAGGGAGAUGUUACUGGGAAAUAGAAAUCAGCAAUAGAUACUUAAGCAAGUGGGCUGUGGGUGUUUGUAGGGAAGAUGUGGAUAGGAAUAGGAAGUUCAUAGAGCGCCCAAGAAAGGGGUUUUGGGCUGUGGGAUAUACUUUAGGCUCAGGAUCUGUGAAGCCCCCUCAAAUUUCAUAA